ACGAGUUAAGACAACAAGAAGGGUUUAGUUCGGUUUUAACGGAGAACAAACAAAUCCAAUAUGACGUCACCUGCCGGUCAUCAAUGUCAGGCCACACUUAAUCCUCGUCUCUCCUAUUCCGAUUUCCUCCCACCAGAAAAAAAAAAAAAAAAAUUUCCUUUGUUUCGAUCGUAUCCUACGCCGUAACUUCCUCCCGGUGCGCACGUUAGCAGUAAGUACCCCCGAAGAAUGGAGACGACAACGACGACGCCGCAGUCAAAAUCGAGUGGCUCCCACCGUCCGCCGUUGGGAAGAGAAGACUGGUGGAGCGAGGAAGCGACGGCGACGCUGGUCGAAGCUUGGGGUAAUCGUUACGUCAAGCUCCACCACGGAAACCUCCGGCAGAAUGACUGGAAAGAUGUCGCCGACGCCGUUAACUCUAGGCACGGCGAUAACGCCCGCGCAAAGACCGACGUACAGUGUAAGAACCGGAUCGAUACCUUGAAGAAGAAGUACAAAACAGAGAAGGCUAAACUCUCGCCGUCGACUUGGCGUUUCUUUGACCGCCUCGAUUUCUUGAUCGGUCCUGUUGUAAAGAAAUCGACACGUGGUGGAGUGGUUGUCAAAUCAGUGGUGCCUGUUGUGAACCCUAGUCAUCUGACUCCAGCCGGAUCCGAAAGCUCUCUUGACGAUGAUGACGAUGAUGAUGAUGACGACGAGUCUAAUGAUUGGGAGUUUGUUGCUAGGAAGCAUCCUCGUGUGGAAGAAGUAGAUCUGAGUGAAGAAGGAUCGACGUGUAGGGAACUAGCUACGGCGAUUCUUAGGUUCGGGGAAGUGUACGAGAGGAUUGAAGGUAAGAAGCAGCAGAUGAUGAUUGAGUUGGAGAAGCAGAGAAUGGAAGUUACAAAGGAGGUAGAGUUAAAACGACUCAACAUGUUGAUGGAGAUGCAACUAGAGAUUGAGAAAUCUAAGCAACGGAAACGUAGAGUUGGUUCAGGUAUGGAAUUGUAGACUUGAGAUUGGUGGAGGAUGGUGAAGCAAAAAAUGCAAAGCAAAGAGGAAUUAGUUGGAUCUGAAGCUCAUUGAAAUGGGAGGACCCUGUUACUUUUUUCUAAUUUGUAGGAUAGAAGUUAAAGGACUCUCUAGGAUUGCUGUUUUUAACUUUCUAGUGUUUUAGGGGUACAUUGCUGUAAUGGAGCAACUCUUCCCCUACUCUUAAUAUCUGACAAGUAUGAUGUAGCUUUGUGAAGUGUCCAUGUAUUAUGGCUUGUUAAUCCAAUUUCUAACCAGCAGCUA
This is a messenger RNA of Camelina sativa (false flax), 1275 nucleotides long. Its product is annotated as trihelix transcription factor ENAP2. Gene Ontology annotation, cellular component: nucleus. The record is from RefSeq and is a predicted model, not a curated record. NCBI's taxonomy places the organism in Eukaryota, Viridiplantae, Streptophyta, Magnoliopsida, Brassicales, Brassicaceae. Gene Ontology annotation, molecular function: transcription cis-regulatory region binding.